ACCUGAACAAUAACAUGGUGCUAGGAGAGGAUUGUGAGGCUCGCUCUCACAAUGGCAUAUGCGGCAUAUAUCACCGCUGGAGUUGCUACAUGACGUGCGGCUGCUCCCUGACCCCGUACGAAUCACUUCUCUACCACAUCCUCCUCCCCAUUCCCAACUUUCAAUAUCCGAAGAGUUCUUCACACUAAUUUGCUGAACAGGCAUUAUGGUAUCGUAUAUUUUUAAUGCUCAACCGAGCCUACAUAACAUUCAGAGAUUUUCUUCGCGAUCACAUUGAACAUCGACAAAGCAAACAUAUAAAAACAUGUCACCUCACAUCUCAAUCUAUUAAGUAACUUCUACUAAGUACUAAUUUAAUAAGUAUGUACACUGUUGAUGAUGAUUUGUUUUUCACAUUACAUCUCUUACUUAACACACUGCAAUUAUGAAAUAGAGUAGAUACAAAAUUCAUAAAAUAAAUCGUCAACCAAAGUUAUCGGUACUGCUAGCUACUUGUCAUCACAUAAAUAUAAUACACACACUACAGCACUACAUAGAUAAUACAAAAUUCAUUACGGAAUGCGAAUGACAUGACAGGACCAGAAACGCCAUCUGACCGAUACUGACUGAACCAACGUUUUGAAUCCGGUCGAAAAAGAAAAGUUCAACAAAAUAAUAAAAUUAAAUGUUCCUGAAUAUUAAUAAUAUUUUGAGUUUUUGAGAGGGUAAAAACUUAUUUAAGACUAUAUUCAUUCACAAUACAGGAAAUGAAAAUACCUAACACAGAUUUAUUAUCGCGGGAUGUAGGUACAUACAUACUUCUAUAAUAAAAAACUUCAGAUGAAAUAUUGUAGUGCUAUCAGGCUCAUACUCUUUUCAAUCUUUCAAUCAUUAGAUUUUUUCUGUGACUAGCUGCUUUGCGAUGGUUUCACGCGCUCUGCUCGACACCUAUUGAUCGUAGCGUUAUGUUGUUUAUUAUUGCCUUUCUCGAUAAAUGAGCUAUCCAACAUAAAAAAAACAGUCCAGUCGUUUUUGAAAUUAGCGCAUUCAAACAAACAAACAAACUACGUAUUAUGUAAGUUACAAACUAAGUAAACUAACUAAUAGGUAAGUAUAAGAUUACUCAAUUUCUCAACAGUAGGUAGCAUGGUAGGGUGGACAUUCAGAUAAAUAUUCGUUUUUGUGAUCCGUCUGUCUGUUUGUCUCCUCCAGUCUUCCCAUUUUCCUGAUCUUUGAUCUCCUCUCUGGUCUCUGGCCUGCACUAUGCCUGUCUAUCUCAUUCAUUCAUUGAUCAUUUUCAUUCAUUCGUUCAUUAGUGACAAGCGGCGGCGCUGCGUAGCCGUGCGAUUAUAGUUUUUAAAAAAUCUCAAAAAUGGGGGUCCCUGCAGAAUUACAAACAGAAGCUAUUUCUAUAGUAUAUCAAUUCCUACAAAAUAUUGACAAGUCUCUGGCUCAAGAGUUUUUGAAGAAAACAAAAGCGAAACCGCGUGUCAAGGGUCUACCUUCGCUCACAGACAUAUUAACAGAAUACAACAAACACAAGAAGCCCCAAAAAGCUGCUGAGAGUUCUGAUGACGACUCCAGUGAAGAUGAAGCGCCACAGAAAAAACCCGUUGCUCAGGUCAAUGGCAAGGCUGCUGCUCCUAAAAAAGCACAAGAAUCUUCUGACUCCGACAGCUCUGAAGAUGAGAAACCCAAGACACAAGCCAAACCAAAAGUAGCAGCUACACCAGUUAAAAAGGCAGAGUCAUCAGAUGAUAGUGAUAGUGAAGAUAAUGCCACAGCUAAGCCAACAAAGCAACCAGUGAAGCCCAAUAAUGCUACACCUAAACAAGUUAAAAAACAAGAAUCAUCAGAUGAUAGUAGUAGUGAAGAUGAAAAACCUAAACCUCAACAAAAACCUCAGGCUAAGGCAGUUCCUCCAAAAGCAACUCCUGCUAAAAAGCCUGCUUCUUCAUCGGAUAGCGAUGACAGCAGUGAAGAUGAAAAACCAAAAGCUGCAGCAAAACCUGCACCUAAACCCCAGGCUAAACCAACUCCAGCUAAGAAACAAGAAUCGUCUUCCGAUGAUAGUGAUGACAGUGAAGAUGAAAAACCAGCUCAAAAGAAGGCUGCACCUACACCUGCAAAGACUCCAGUCAAGGCAGCUCCAGCCAAAAAACAAGAAUCAUCCUCUGAUGACAGUGAUGACAGUGAAGAUGAAAAACCAGCUCAAAAAAAGGCUGCACCUACACCUGCGAAGGCUCCAGCUAAAGCAGCCCCAGCCAAAAAACAGGAAUCAUCUUCGGAUGACAGUGACGAUAGUGAGGACGAAAAACCAGCUCCAAAGAAGGCUGCACCUACACCUGCAAAGCCUCCAGUCAAAGCAGCUCCAGCCAAAAAACAAGAAUCAUCCUCUGAUGAUAGUGAUGACAGUGAAGAUGAAAAACCUAAAGCACCUGUUAAAGGUACUCCUGAUAAGCCAGCAGCCAAAGCCACACCUGCUAAAAAACAAGAAUCAUCAUCAGAUGAUUCCAGUGACGAAGAUUCUAAACCCAAGAAGACGCAACCUCCGAAACCUGCUAUAACCCCUGCCAAACCUAAAGCAACACCAGCUAAAAAGCAAGAGUCCUCGGAUGACAGUGAUGACAGCGAUGAAGAUGAAAAGCCCCAAAAGGCUCUCCAGAAACCUCAACCCACUCCCGUUAAACCAGCAAUUAAAGCAUCAGCUAAAAAGGAUUCUUCUUCAGAUAGUGAUGACAGUAGUGAAGAUGAAAAACCUAAAGCAGCUGUAAAGACACCAGCUAAAACCCCUGUAAAGGCGGCAGUUAAAAAAGCAUCAUCAUCAGAUGAUAGUGAUGAGGAACCUUCAAAACCUGCUCCUAAAACACCUGUCAGUGUUACUAAACCAAAACCAGCAGCAAAGAAACAAGAGUCAUCAGAUGAUGAUUCAAGUGAUGAUGAUGAACCAAAACAGAAACCAGCACAAAAAGCUGCUCUUGCCAAGAAAGCUGAAUCUUCUGAUGACAGUGACGACAGUGAUGACGAUGCUCCUCCUGCUAAAAUAUCGAAAAAGGAUUCCAAUAAUCAGGGUGCUGAAAAUGGAGUUCAAACUGGGAAAAAAAGGAAAGCAUCAGAAGGUGAUUCAAAUGCUCCAGCUAAAAAACCCUACAGCAACUUCGUAAAGGGUACAGUUAGUGUAUCAACUCCCAAAGAAAAAAGUAAUGAAGUGAGUAAGCCAGCUCCCUUCCGAAGAGUGGCGUCGCAACCUAUAGAAGUGGAUCCUAGACUUAAGGAUAACUCGUUCGACGCCAAGGAGGGUGAAAGCCAUGAAGGCGAAGAAAACGACGAGGAAGAAGGAAACCAAUCUGGAGGUUGGAACCAGCGUGGACGUGGCGGAUUCAACCGCGGGGGUCGGGGUUUCAAUGAUAGGGGUAGGGGAGGAUUUAGAGGUCGCGGGGGCGAUAGGGGUGGACGCGGCAGUUUCAAUGACAGAGGUGGACGUGGAGGCAGAGGUGGCCGUGGUGGUUUUGACAGAGGGGGUCGUGGUGGGUUCGAUAGGGGAGGUCGCGGUGGUUUCGAUAGGGGAGGUCGCGGAGGUGGAGAUCGUCGUGGCCGUGGCGGUCGUGGUGACCGUCACUCCUGGGGUGGAGAUAGGGGAGGAUUCAACAAAGGAGGUUUUAACGACCGAAAAAGUUUUGAGGGAGGGGAUAAUGCUCAAAACAAGAAAAUAACAUUUGAUUAAGUAAAUAGAGUGGUUCACGUGGGUCAUGGGGUGAGCGUGCUAAUCAAGACUUAAAACAUACACGUGGCAAGUCAUUCAAGCAUGAGAAGACGAAGAAAAAGAGGGGUUCAUAUCGCGGUGGCGCAAUCGAUACAGGUGUACACUCCAUAAAAUUUGAAGACUAGAUUAAUUUAAUUGCUUUCAUAGGCCAUAAUAGUUGUGUGCUUGUGAUAAGCACCAUAAUUACUUCUUGGCUGUCGAUAUUACUGGCUUAGCUCGUAGUUUUAUCGAUACAGCUUCGCAUUCCGCCACAUAGUGAUGGUAUUUAUUUUUAUUGCCACCUGUACUUGUAUUAUUUCUGUAUUACAUAACUUCAUACAAUAGUUAAUUCAGAAACUAAUCUGUUAUGUCUGCUGUUUAUCAAAUUUGUUAGAGUGUUGACUAUUGUGUCCUUAGACAUGAAUGUGUGAGUGGGUUUGGCUCCACUGAAUCUUGGUAUAAUGGGCAAUUAAUUGUUUAUGAGGUUUUGAAAACUUAUUUGCGUUCGAUUUUACAAUGACAUUUUAUUAGACGUAAUUAUUAAUUUAGUCAAUGAGUAAGUAUAACUUCCUUAAGCUUUUACUUAAUUUUUACUGACCUAGUUUUUAGGACCUUAUUCCGAUGCUGUACUGACUUAUUAUUUUUUGAUUAUUUGCACACUACAUACUGGAUUGAUAUAUGCUCUGACUUGUGUUGAUUUUUUUUUAUUCAAACAAACUAUUGAAUUUCUGAUUAAAUCCAGUUUUUGUUGGAGCCAAAAUUUUGUUAUAUUUAAAUGAUACUUAUUUACUGAAAACUUUAUAAUUCUGAAUGAUUUAUUUUCAUAAGUGUUAAUGUAAAUAGAUGUGUAUUUUACGUACUAUACUGUGUACAUAGGCUAAAUAUAAGAUUAAUUGAUAAAUGAAUAUAGACUUACACUUGUAGUAAGUAAUACGAACAGGUGUGAAAACAUACAAUAACAUGUAUUUUUAACAGCUAUGUACCUGUAUUGUUUUGUUAGUUUGAUAAGCCCGCCUUUUGAAUAUAAAACUUAAGAACAUU
Spodoptera littoralis (African cotton leafworm) is the source of this 4762-nucleotide messenger RNA. Lineage: Eukaryota; Metazoa; Arthropoda; Insecta; Lepidoptera; Noctuidae. The record is from the annotation of a GenBank genome assembly.